Penicillium cataractarum is the source of this 3888-nucleotide messenger RNA. RefSeq names its product mRNA-binding protein RRP12. The record is from RefSeq and is a predicted model, not a curated record. Lineage: Eukaryota; Fungi; Ascomycota; Eurotiomycetes; Eurotiales; Aspergillaceae. The transcript is spliced from 3 exons. Bases 1 to 3888 code for a protein of 1295 amino acids.
AUGGCGACUCUGGCGGAGAAGCUUGAGAAGAUCAAGUCUCCCAAGCUGCAGAACCAGCACCAUACUGCCGUGGUGCUAUCUGCAGUGGAGGAUACUCUUCGCGAUCAAAAGGCCGACUUUUCUGCGACCGCAUACUUUGCUGCGCUUCUUGCGCUCCUCUCCCAGUCCCUGUCCGCCGAGCAGGGCAUCGUCAACAAGGAUCUAGCGACCUCCGUCGUCUACCUGCUCGAUAUCACCACCAGCUACGUGCCCGCUCCGAUUCUUCGCUCAAAAUUCUCCCAAAUCCUCACCAGCCUCGCGCCGGCCCUCUCUCUCCCCGAAGUCGAAGCCCCCCUUCUGCGCCCAUCAAUUGGCUGCCUUGAGUCGCUCCUCAUUGCCCAAGAUGCUGCUGCUUGGAAUCUGCCUCACACUCAGAUUGGCCCCCGCCGUGCGACGGCCGGCCUACUGAGCCUUUCGGUCGACCACCGACCCAAGGUUCGGAAGCGCGCACAGGAAGCGCUCAUCAAGGUUCUCAAGACGCCUCCCCCGAGUCCCUCGCUCGACCACCCGGCCGCAGAUAUGUGCGCUGAGUCUGCCAUGAAGACUCUUGGUGAUAGCAUCCAGGCCGCUUCCAAGCAAAAGAAGGGCCGACACGACGCUAACCGCGACAGCCACGAGCCCCUCAUCAUUCACUCCCUGCAGCUUGUCAAGACCAUUGCUACCGCAUCGGGCGGCUGGCCUAGCAAGAAGAUCGAGGCUCUCUGCGAACUGCUCAUGAACGCCUCCCGCUCCACCAACGAAUACAUUACCAUGGGUGCGUUCGAGGUCUUCGAGGUCAUUUUCGAAGGCAUGGCCGACGAGUUCUCGUCUUCCAAGCUUCCUCGUCUGUUGGACGCUAUCUCCGAGCUCAAGCCUGCACAGAACGACUCUCAGCUUCUUCCUCCUUGGAUCGCUGUCCUGUCUCGUGGCUACGAUGUUUCUGCUCAGAUCAACCCCGAGGAUACCUUUGAGAAGCUCCCCGACCUGUUCCAGCUCAUUUCUGGAUUCUUGGCCUCCCCUUCGCACAACAUUCGCGUCUCGGCUUCCGAGUGCUUGAUCUCAUUCCUACACAACUGCAUCCCUGAAAAUGUUAUCUUGGAUGCUUCCGUCUAUGAUGAGAAGACUCUGGAGAAGCUCGCCCGAUUGGCUGCUGACCUCCUCUCUGUGAAGUACCAGGCUGCUUGGCAAGAGGUGUUCAACGUUUGCUCCGCCAUGUUUGACUGCUUCAAGUGGCGCUCAAGCCCCUUCCUCGUUGAUAUUGUCACCACUAUCGGCGAGCUACGCAGCAACGAGGCCUUCCACGGCAAGAAGGAGGCUGACAGCGUUCUCGGCAGCGCCAUUGAGGCUAUGGGCCCCGAGGCUGUUCUCGAGCUCCUUCCGCUUAACAUUAUCCAACAGAAGAACGGCCAACCCGGUCGUGUUUGGAUGCUGCCUAUCCUCCGUGAUAACGUCACCAACACCAACCUGGCCCACUUCCGCUCGGAAAUGGUGCCUCUUAGCGAGGCCCUUUACCAGAAGAUGAUGGACUACAAGUCCGCCGAGAAGCCUGUGGAGACGAAGAUCUUCGAGACCCUGGUUCAGCAGACCUGGGGCAUUCUUCCCGGAUACUGUGAGCUGCCACUUGAUCUUACAGAGGCUUUCGACCAGACUUUCGCGGAGCUUUUGUCCAAUGUCCUUUACAAGCAGACUGAGCUGCGCGUCGAGAUUUGCCGGGCCCUCCAGAACCUCGUCGAGUCAAACCAGGCCAUUCUGUCUGUGGAGAAGGAUGAGGAUGACUUGAUCUUGCAGCGACGUAUCACCAAGGUGGCUGCCACGAAGAACAUUGCCCAUCUGGCUGGCUUUGCCAGCAACUUGCUGGCCGUGCUGUUCAACGUCUACAGUCAGACCCUCCCUCACCACCGUGGCUAUAUCCUGCAGUGCAUUAAUGCCUAUCUGAGCAUCACUCCCGAGAAGGAGCUCAACGAGACCUUCACUCGUGUUACCACGAUGCUUGAGUCCUCUCUGAUUGAGGAGCAGAAUGCGCCCGCCAAGCAAGCCUCAUCUGACAAGAUGCCGCCCACUUCUCACACCUUGAUCGACCUGGUUAUUGCCAUGUCUAUCUACCUGCCUCGCUCCAGCUUCAGCGGAUUGUUCGCUAUGGCUGCGGCAAUUCUCAACAGCUCCUCCCCCAACCCCGACCAGCAGCUCAUCAAGAAGGCUUACAAGCUGAUCCCUCGCCUUGCCUCCACCGAGACCGGCCGUGCCGCUUUGGAGGAGCGCAGCGGUGAGCUGCAGGCUCUUAUGCUUGCUACUUCUGACAAGACCCCUGCGUCUGGUCGCCGAGACCGUAUGCUUGCUAUCGACGAGCUGGUCACGAACCUGCCCACAUCCGACCUGCAUUUCAUUCCCUCAAUUCUGUCAGAGGUUGUCCUCGGCUGCAAGGAGAGCAAUGAGAAGGCCCGUACUGCUGCGUUUGACCUGCUGAUUCAUCUUGCUCGCCGCACCAUCGAUUCUGAGCGCAACCCAGCUGGCACCGUGAUCCGCAACUCCCUGGUGCCUCACAUGCCCGAUGACUCGCCCGAUGCCCCAGCCACUAUCGAGGAGUUCUUCACUAUGGUUUCCGCCGGUCUGGCUGGUUCAUCGCCUCACAUGGUCGCUGCGUCAGUCACUGCCUUGUCACGUCUCUUCUUCGAGUUCUACAAGGACCUGCGUUCUGAGAUUCUCUCGGAUCUUGUUCAGACUGUCGAGCUCUUCCUCACUAGCAACAACCGCGAGAUUGUCCGGUCUGUCCUUGGAUUCGUCAAGGUCGCCGUUGUCAUUCUUCCCGAUGAUGCCUUGCGCCCCCGCUUGUCUGCCCUUGUCCCCAACCUCAUGGCUUGGAACAAGGAGCACAAGGGUCGUCUGCGCAGCAAGGUGAAGGGUAUCAUUGACCGUCUGGUUCGCCGCUUCGGUGCUCCCCUCAUGGAGAACCUCGUUGGCGAGGAGGACCGCAAGCUUGUCGUGAACAUUCGCAAGCAGCGUGAGCGUAACAAGCGCAAGAAGAAGGAGGGUGCUGCCGAGGACGAUGAAGAGGAGGAUGACGACAAGGCUCAGGGCCAGCAGUCUAGCAACGCCUUUGACAAGGCUGUGUACGGCUCUGACUUCUCCGACUCUGACGAUGACGAUGAUGACGCCAGCGUUAUUGACGUUGAUACCGAAGGACAGGCUCGCAUCAAGGGCCGCGGUGCUGGUGGUAAGAAGAAGUCUGCUCAGGGUAACCAGUACAUCCGCGAGAUGUCUCCCGAAGAUAACCCGCUGGAUCUGCUCGCUCCCGAUGCCUUGGCCAACAUCUCCACUACCAAGCCCAGCUUGCGCUUCCUGAACACCGGCCCCGGCUCCAAGAAGAAGCAUGCUGCCAAAUUCGACGCCGAUGGUCGUCUUCUCCUUGGCGAUGACCAGACUGCGGACGCUGAAAUGAGCGGUACUGCCGAGGGUGGUAGCGGCAUCAAUGCCUACCUUGCUGCUGUCAGUGGCCCCGAUGCUGUCCGCCGAGGCCAGAAGGGCAAGGUCAAGAUGGGUCAGGCCAAGAAGCGCGGCGGUGACGAUAUGGAUGUGGACGAUGAGGACGAUGCUGCUGCUAUCGGCCAAGAUCUCCGAUCCAAGGCCCAAGCUCAGGGUCGUCGCGGCCUCGGUGCCCCCAAGACGCCCGGUGCUUCCGGUGCUGGUCGCAUCGACAAGCGCCGUAACCCUGGCGGUAUGACUGGCCGGGGUGGUCCCCGUCCUGGUCGUGGCGGUGGCCCCGGUCGUGGUGGUUUCUCUUCCCGUGGUGCUGGCCGUGGUGCUGGCCGUGGUGCUGGCCGUGGCGCUGGCCGUGGUGCUGGCCGUGGUCGUGGCGGAGGUGGCCGAUGGUAA